Messenger RNA from Ctenopharyngodon idella (grass carp), 2228 nucleotides. RefSeq lists its product as uncharacterized. The record is from RefSeq and is a predicted model, not a curated record. The transcript is spliced from 8 exons. Bases 802 to 1413 code for a protein of 203 amino acids. NCBI's taxonomy places the organism in Eukaryota, Metazoa, Chordata, Actinopteri, Cypriniformes, Xenocyprididae.
AUCUGCUAAGCUUUUCUCUGAUGGUUCUGGUCUGGGUUCAAACAUGCCGACACGCAAAGUGAAACAUUCUCGUGAACUGAAAGAGAACAAUAUGCGCUCGGGGACAAAUCUGCUCAGUGACUGGAGGAGUAACGUAAAAAAAACAAAUAGUAAUAAAUAAGUAAAAUAGCCACGAAACGUCUAUCUAAACAAGCACACCAUGUGCUCAGUUACGUGCAUCAGAUUUUCUAAGUGUGUGUACAGGAAAGAGAUACUAGAUUUGUACAGAAUUAGAUCGUUCCCACCAAAACAACAGAACGCACAUCAAUGCAAUCAUUUAUUUAUUUUUUUCUGUGCUCACCCUGAGAUAAAAUCCUGCAGGCGCCCCUGCUUGUGUUUAAUAGUCAGACACAUUGCAGAUGGCGAAAGGCUAAAACACUUCCUGGUUGGAGAUUUUACACUGUUAAAAUAAUUACUGCUCGAGGAAAGGCACACACUUAAGGUCUGUGAAUGACUUUGCAUUUCAGUUCCCCGAUGAAAUCUCUGUGAUUCAGCCUGUGUUUGUAGGCUGCAAGCACGCGUAUCAGUGUCGCGCGCCGCAUAACCUGUUGCGUUGACUUUAGUUGAGUUUGGACACACAUGAGUGAACUGAGACUGGAAGUGUCACUGCCGCUGAGCAGAAAGAGGUCCAUAUAUGACUGAUGAUGUAGUGGAUGCUCGCUGUCCAAUCACAAGUCAGACUGCUCCCUCUCUCUGUCUGGAUAAUUCCGCUCACAGCAGCGCAUCAUCGCCUAACCACGGGUCCGCGUGCAGUUUUGGAUCAUGGACAUCAUCAACAUGACGUGUGCAGAGAUUCAGACAGCAGUGGGGUUUGUGUACAAGAUUCUGCCUGUGAUUCUGAAUCACACAAUCAAUGAUCCUGACUGUGAACAGAGCUGGUAUACAGAGGACAGGCAUCUGAUAGCAGAUCCAUCAGAUCCUGAAACACUGAUCGAUCCUGUUAUUUCAGUCUCAUCUGAUCAUCUCGUCACUUCUCACUGUGUGGAUCAACUUCAUCAUGAGAUUCAGUGUCAUUCUAAAGGAAUCACACAUGAGACCAUCUUCAGAGUGUUUAACGACACAGACUCCAGCGGCGGAUCGACACAAACUCCAGAUUCACAUCAGUUCUGGUGGAUUUCUGCUCUUUUCUUCAUCACGGUUGUUUUUCUGCUCUUGAUCUGUUUCUUACUGCGUAAAAGGAUCUUCAGAUAUUUUCUGAAAGCAGAGAAGAGCAACUUUCAGCUCAGUGAUUCAGAAAUCAGGGAUCCUGAAUCUGCGGUCCAGAAGAAGCUCAGAUCUGAUGAAUCUGAUUCACUGAAUCAUUCUGAAUCUGAGCAGAUCAACAGCUCGUGUCCAGAGGAUCAUCCUGUCAUCACACUGAACGUCAUUCAUUAAUGGUUUCUGUGCGAUAUUUCACUUGCUGUAAUUGUUACUUGUUUUGUCUAAUAUAAUAUGUAGCUGAAAUAAUGAGAAGGAAAUCUGUGUUAAAUUCUCCUUUAUUUAUAUAGCGCUUUAUCAACACAGGCCUGCGUUUCCCACCAAUGGUCUCUGUGAUCAGCUUAGGCUUACGAUGCUUUUGGGAAAUUCAGCCCAGAUAGUUUCAAAGCAGAUUUACAGUGAUAACAGGAUACUAAUGGACAGAGACAGCAGCUCUAGAGGAAAGUUAUUGUCCAGUUUAAGUAGGUUUUUGAUUCAUUUCUGUUGUAAAAAUCAUUCAUGAACUUACCACAGUGUGAACGGGAAUCAUCAGCUCUGGAGAAAACAGUGCUGUCAUCGUCCAGCUCAGUUCAGUUCGCUAUAGAGACAGAGCGACACGCGUCAUAAUCUGAAAACCACGAUCCAACUAUCUCCAUUGACUUUGUAUUGCGUGAAGCUGCCUCCUUGUCAUUUCUGACUUAUAACAAAACCAUAACAAUGUCUAAAAGCUGUUAUGUGACAGGGUGUACAGAAAACAAGCUUAAAACACCAGAACCAAGAUUUUAUAAACUGUCAACCCCCCCAAAAACGAGCGUUUAAGGACACAAAAGUGGAUACAGGCAUUUGAGUCUGAGCGCAAUGUGUCUCCUGGGUCCCUCCUCUGGCUGAUGAUCAAAUUUGUUACUUUCAAGUGAAAGUGUACCGAUUGUUCAAACAUGCCGACACGCAAAGUGAAACAUUCUCGUGAACUGAAAGAGAACAAUAUGCGCUCGGGGACAAAUCUGCUCAGUGUC